Messenger RNA from Pyricularia pennisetigena, 4971 nucleotides. RefSeq lists its product as uncharacterized. The transcript has 6 exons. Bases 1 to 4971 code for a protein of 1656 amino acids. Gene Ontology annotation, cellular component: 90S preribosome; nucleus. The record is from RefSeq and is a predicted model, not a curated record. Lineage: Eukaryota; Fungi; Ascomycota; Sordariomycetes; Magnaporthales; Pyriculariaceae.
AUGUCGGCGACAGUGACCAGCUCGAUACCCAAACCAAAGAAACGGAAGGCACGUCCUGACGACGAUGCACCAGCAAAGGCUGCAAAUUCAACAGUUCCUGUCGGCAAGAAAAGGAAACACAACGCAAAAAAGAGAAAGGGAGCCGUCCAAGAUGACGACAGUCUCCUGGACCUCGACGCCGGCCUGAACCUAGCCAUUGCUAAUAUGGAUAGCCAACUGCUAUCCGACUACCUGGCUCAGCAGACGACCCGAUUCGGUACCGAAUUGAGCUCGGUGGAACUGGCCGACUUGCACGUGCCUGGGGGCGCCAUCAAGGACACCAGCUCCUUUGGUGACGAUAAGCCAAGGAACCUGGAGAACCUUCCAUUGUUCCUCGAGACCUUCGCUGAGGGCGGGGCUGACGAGAUGGGUAGGGCGUCCAAGGAAAAGGGAGCCCCGCAUACCAUCAUCGUGGCGGGCGCAGGCUUGAGGGCGGCGGAUCUCUGUAGGGCAGUGAGAAAGUACCAGAAGAAAGGCAACACGGUAGCCAAGUUGUUUGCAAAACACAUAAAGCUGGAAGAAGCUGUCAGCUUUUUAAAGAACAAUCCAACGGGGGUUGCAGUUGGCACUCCUGUGCGGCUCAUGGAUUUGCUUGAUAAUGGCGCACUAUCAACCAAGAGCCUCCGCCGCAUUGUGGUCGAUGCCUCUCACAUUGACCAAAAGAAGAGGGGCGUUAUGGAUAUGAGGGAGACAGCAAUCCCCCUUGCCCGCUGGCUUGCGAGACCCGAGUUCAAAGAGCGAUAUCUUCUUCGGUGCCUCUUUGAGGCCUGUCCUCCGAAUUCUUACACGACCGCUGUACAAAACGCGGUUUUUGCUUGUCAACACUCUUCUCCGGACGGGAAUGGAGUUUUGCAGCAGGAUGAAGAUCUUCUUCCGAGGGGAGUAGGCCCUAGCUUCCCCGAUGGACAUCCUGUUCACGAGGCCCCUGAUGGUACUCUAGUACUUCCACCGCCCGACGUCAAUCUAGGAAGGGGCCCGGAAGAUCAACUUACCACGGACCCUCGCGCAACCGCCAAGUUUGCCGGGUCUCGUUUUGGCGGCAAAGAAGGUGCUUUGUAUGGUCCGGGAUCUAGUGGACUCACACCUGGUACUGGCAACGGAGUCUCCCCUGUCCAGGGCCCUUGGGCUACGACAUUUCCUGACCCCAACGGGGGGCAUAUUAUAGAGACGCCCGGCACACUGCCUGUAGAAGGAAACGCUCCUCAACAAUUACCUGCAGUCCCAAGCACCGGAUUUCCCGGUGAAGGUUACAAUGGUGAGAAUCUGCCUGUUGGAAACUCAAACGACCCGGACAAGCCGAACGGAAUAGGCGCAUCACCCAAUAUUUUGCCUCCCCCGGUUCAGUCAGCUAUACCCAUUCCCCCUGUCCCAGUUUCUCCUGGAACUGUCAUAGACCCAGAGAACUGCGAAACUCAAUCGAAUUUGCCGGUCUUGGGUCGACCAACUCAUCCUCCCAUCGCCAACCCUACCCCCGUGAAUCCUCUGCCUAUUGUCUCAACUAUUGCCGCCCCACCAACCACGGUACUGUCUACGGUGCUUGUUGUCUCGACAAUGGCAACAACCAUGACGGAAACCAUUUCAGUCCCCUCGCCAGUCAUGAUGACAGUCACGGUGGCGACGCCUUCACCAGUGCCCACCACCAUAACAGUGGCUACCCCAACACCUAACUGGACCACAGUAACGGUGCCUGCACCCUUUCCAGUUACAAGGACAUCGACGGUUGUCGUGGCCUCGCCAUCUCCCGUCCCGGUACCUUCGCCGAUGAUGGUUGACCGUCCUGUAUACGUGCCACAGUUCAUCCCACAGCCAGCGCCAGAGCCCGUAACUGUCUUUGCUGCGCCGCAACCUGCGAUCGUCAGCCAGCCAUCUAUGGUUACUGUUUUGGCACCUCAGCCAGCAGUACAGACAAUGGCACUACAAACUAUAACAGUUAUGGCUGCGGUUCCCCCCGCUGGUGCUGGCCAGGCAUACGUGAUUCAGAUUCCAGAUCAUAGCUUCCAUCCAGAUCCUGGGUUUUCCUGGGCACCUGGUGGCCAAGCAGGAUCCUUUCCUCUGGGAAACAGUUUAGGCGUUAUUCCAGCCGUCGGCCAGCUUCCUGGGUCCGCGUCUGUUUCAAAUAGUGGCCAUGGCGGUGCCGCCAUGCCUAGCAACUUGGGCAAUGGCCAGGGACAUAGCCCUGAAAAUGGUAUCGUCGGAAAUAGUUCCCCCGGAGCAGUUGGGCCAUCCAACAAUGGCAGCCCGUCCUCAAGCACCGGUGUCGGCAAUAACCAGCCUCACAUACCCACGGCCGGCGACUCACCAAAUCAUGUUCCCGGUGUCAUCGGUUCCCCAACUGGUGGGGCCGCUGGAAACGUCCACCCGGGUGCCCCUGGAUCACCUGCAAGCAAUGGUCCUCUGGUCGGUGUUGGCGUAGGUGGCAGUGCCAAUGGACAGGUGGUAAAUGCUCCCAUUCUAGGUGGGGCUAGCAACGGCCUAGGGGGCGUCUUGGGCACCCCAAGCAACAAUGCUGGUCCGGUUGUAGGAAGCACACCGGACAACACUGGUCCUCUCGUUGGUGUCGGUGUUGGAGAAAGUGCUCACGGACAACUGGUAGAUGCUACCAUACUCAGCGGGGCGAGCAACGGUGUUGGGAGCAUCUUAGGUACACCGAGCAACAGUGGCAGUUCAACGGGAGGGAAUGCACCUGGCACCACUGGCCCUCUCGUGGGCGUUGGAGUUGGAGAGAGCUCCCACGGACAGUUGGUAGAUGCUACCAUACUUGGCGGAAAUGGCGCAGGCGGCAGCAGCCGCAACGGUAUACUGGAUGUCAGUGUCGGCCCCUUGGCGGAUAUCAGUGUGGGAAGCGGAGGUCUCGGCAGUCUUCUUGGCACAGGUCCAUCAAAUUCCUUGGGCACGGGCAAUCAAGCCUCACUUCUGAAUAUUGAUGUCCUUCCGGGUGCUGGUAGUGGCCUGGUGAGUGGGAGCAGGAGCAUUAGUCGGUCCAUCACCAGUCAAGAUAUACCCGCAGGACUGCUCAACGCCUACGGCGAUCUCAGCCUGUAUUCGCGUUCGACAAGCACCAAGCCUGGUCUUGCCAGUCCUCCUGACCAAAACUUUCCUGGAGUUCCGCAUACUCCCAAUGAUGCGACAGAGAUUAUCCCCUCGACCGUCUUCCAGACAACAACGUCGGUGUCAACACUUACAGUCCCUCGCGAACAUCCUCCGAAAGACGAUGUCAACUCAGCCACUACACCACAGGUGCCUUGGGUUACUGUUAUCACCACGCCACCCAAUCCACCGCCUGGGACCUCGCUUUUUCCAAGUGUGCCAAAAGAGCCCUCAAAACCCAUAGUUCCACAGACACCAAACGCACCACCUGGGCCCCCGAACAUCCCGCCAAACACACCGGGUACUCCCAAUGCUCCAAAUUCUCCAGGCACUCCCGAUGCUCCUAACACCCCAGGCGUACCGAAAACGUGGAAGACUCCGGAUACCCCAAGCCCUCCUGGUGCCCCGGGUAUCCCCAAUACGCCUGUGGUUCCAGGGACAUGGAAGACACCCGGAGUCCCAAGCUCGCCCAGGCCUCCAACGAACCCCGGCAUACCUAACCCGCCAAACAAUCCGUUCACGCCAAAUGGACCGGAGUUUUGGAGUGGGUUCUCUCAACAGGCGCCAGGACAGACAGUCCGUGUUUGGACACCUAGUGGCAGCAGCACAUCCCCUCCGGGAACCAGCUCCGAGCCACUCACGCCAAACAGGCCUGUGCCUUCGAGCCCGGGAACCACCGGGAGGGGUUCUACUACUUUCACUCCGCCUAGCCCAGGCGCACCGCCACCAGCCAACGUUCAAAGCUCCCCACCACCGGGAGGAUCGCCGCCAAUGCAGUCAACUCCAGGUCUGAUCAUCAGCCAGCCUCUGCCGUGGCCACAGACUCGGACUGCACCACCAGGAAGUUCGAUCAACUCAAGGUCCAGUGUCAGCAGACAAGAACCUCCACCUGAAAGUCCUCCAGAUGGGCUGCCUCCUAGCAGCCCUCCACCGCAGAUUCCUCCUGACAUCUCCCUCGCGGGGCAGUCUACCAUGUUCACAUUGUUGACCACGCCCACCCAAGGGACAGUUUCGGUUGGAACGCCUCCUGCUUCGCCCCCCUUGUCUGAUGCCCCGCCUGAUCAGCCUCCUGCUGAAGUCUCACCUCCGCCCGAUAAUCCUCCCGCUGGAGAGCCUCCGUCCCCGCCUAUCACUCAACUUACCACCCCGACCACAGGACCAGUUAUACUUACGCUCUCCGUCAGCACGGAGACCUCGCCCCAAGCAACUCCUCCUACAACUGGCCCGACACCUACAGGGGGUGCGAUCAGCGCACAGCUUCCAGUAGUAUCCGCGAUUACUUCAAUCACGCCCUCGCAACCGCCAGGGGUGCCAACAGCCUCAUUACCAACGCCGACUCCCGAAGAAACAGGCUCACCGUCUCCGCCAGGGGUGGUUGUUGGUUCUCCGGAUGUCUCGCAGCCGCCUGUGCCUCCUUCAGAUGCUCCCCCAUCUUCCCCAUCCGCUGGCCUUACACCGUCGGGUGAGAGUCAGUCCUUGUUCAUCUCGACCAUUGCAAGAACUACGACAUUCAUACCACCGGGCCAAACAUCGCCGGUCUUGUCCAUCACGGAGAUUACCGUUACGUUCAGUGGAAGCAAUGCCACGCCAGGUCCAAGUGUAAACCUGCCACCUGGAAUCCCACAGCCAACACAGGUGAAUGGAUCUUUGUCCGAGCACCGAGGAGGCGGAACUACUUUGACAUCGAUAUUCAGGCCCAACAGCACAAGUACACAAACUGAGACGGGAACAGGGACGACCCCGCUGGAACAACCGCCGCAGUUCACAGGAGAUGCUGCAAGGAAGCACUCCUUCGGGGUGACUAUCAUCACAGCACUGGCCUUGCUUGUCUAUUUCGGCAUCUGA